Molecule: messenger RNA, 1002 nt
Organism: Capronia coronata CBS 617.96
Lineage: Eukaryota; Fungi; Ascomycota; Eurotiomycetes; Chaetothyriales; Herpotrichiellaceae
Product: dihydroflavonol-4-reductase
Exons: 1
Coding region: 1-1002 (333 amino acids)
Molecular function (GO): oxidoreductase activity, acting on the CH-OH group of donors, NAD or NADP as acceptor
Source: RefSeq, a predicted model, not a curated record
AUGAAGGUCCUUCUCACAGGUGGCUCAGGCUUUAUUGCAGCACAUUGCGUCGACGUACUCCUCAAGCACGGUCAUGACGUUGUUUUCACCGUCCGAUCUGACGACAAAGGACAGAAAAUCUUGAAGAAUCACGCUGGGACCCCGUCGAGUAAACUCAGCUAUGUCAUUGUUAAGGAUAUUGCUCAAGAGGGAGCUUUCGACGACGCCGUCAGGUCUGACCCGCCCUUCGAGGCCGUCCUGCACACCGCAUCACCGUUCCAUUUCAAUGUCACCGACCCCAAGAAGGACUUGCUUGAUCCGGCAGUGAUCGGUACAACGGGCAUCUUGAAGGCGGUGAAGAAGUUUGCCCCUACUGUCAAAAGAGUGGUCAUCACCUCGUCCUUCGCGGCCAUUAUCAGUCCCAACAACCAUCCCAAGGUUUACAGCGAGGCUAAUUGGAAUCCCAUCACUUGGGAAGAGGCCAUCCAGACACCCAGCAAUGCGUACCGAGCGAGCAAGACCUUUGCAGAAAAAGCAGCAUGGGAGUUUGUGGAGAAAGAGAAGCCGAACUUCGACCUUGCAACGAUUAACCCGCCCUUAGUGUUCGGGCCUGUCGUGCACUACCUGAACUCGCUGGAUGCCAUCAACACCUCGAAUGCUACGAUCCGGGAUAUGAUCGAAGGAAAAUGCAAGGACGCAAUCCCACCAAGCACUGGUUUUCUGUGGGUGGAUGUUCGGGAUGUUGCCCUUGCGCAUGUCAAGGCCAUGGAAACAUCGGCGGCCGGAGGAAAGAGAUUCUUUGUCACUGGCGGCCACAUGAGCAACGGUAUCGUUGCUUCAAUCAUUAGAAAGGAGUUCCCGGAGUUCGCCGACAGACUCCCUGCCGAUAUCGACACUUCCUUGCCUGCAGACAUCUUCGGAUAUGACAACUCGCGAAGCAAGGAGAUUCUGGGGAUCGAAUACCGAAAGCUGGAGGACACUGUAAGGGACACAGUGAAGUCGCUGCUUGCAGUUGGUGCAUGA